AUGGGUAUCAAAAGAGAAGGUGAAUUUCCAAGUUUGAAGAAACUGUCGAAAGAGUUGCUAGGGGUGGAUAUUCAACGUGAUGAUGAUGGAAGAGGACAUGAUCCGAUCGAAGAUGCUCGAUCGACUAUGGCGAUUUUCAUGCUUGUCAGAGAGGAUUAUGAGAUUGAUUUGAUGAAGAAUAGAGAUCGCGUCGCUGGUAUACCACCGUGA
This is a messenger RNA of Kwoniella mangroviensis CBS 8507, 210 nucleotides long. RefSeq lists its product as uncharacterized. Gene Ontology annotation, molecular function: nucleic acid binding. The record is from RefSeq and is a predicted model, not a curated record. Bases 1 to 210 code for a protein of 69 amino acids. NCBI's taxonomy places the organism in Eukaryota, Fungi, Basidiomycota, Tremellomycetes, Tremellales, Cryptococcaceae. The transcript is spliced from 2 exons.